GAUUAGCGGUAACGUACGUUUUCUUAGCAACUGGUGAAAGUUUCCGAAGUCUGUCUUUCCAAUUCCGGAUAUAGGAGAGAGGACGUUGAGCAGCAUUGUUAACGAGACCCGGUCAAGCUUUGCACCAAGUGAUGAAGGACAAAUAUCCCAAGAGUCCCACUUCGCCAGAGCAGUGGCAAGCCAUAUCAGACGCCUUUGAGAAAAAAAUGGAAUUAUCCUUGCUGCAUUGGCGCAUUGGACGGCAAACACGUGGCUAUCGCACAACCCGACGGCACUGGCACAGAAUUCUUCAAUUACAAACACUUUUUCAGUGUCCUGCUGUUAGGUCUAGUAGAUGCUAACUAUCGUUUCAUCUAUAUAGACGUUGGGGCAACAGGACGUGCUGGUGAUGCUGGUGUCUUUGCUCAGUCGACUCUAAAGGAGGCAUUGAUAAGAGACAAGCUACAUUUGCCACUUCUGCCUCCAAAAAUGGUAUCCCUGGCAAACUCUCCUACCACAUAGUAGCGAAUAUACACAACGUCAACAACUAUGGGGAAACUUCGAAAGGGACACAACUGGAAGGCUAGACAGAUAACAGAGACUACUAUUGACAAUUCCGAGUCUAAAAAAAUCAAUGUUAAAGUGGACGACGUCACUGACAGAGCGGAAAACUACGAUGCCAGCAAUCCACUGGUUCUGCCUUCGAAGAAACGGAAAACGGCAGCGGUCGCUAGCGCGGCGCCUUUGCCCCUGAUCCUGAGUAAGAAGCAACGAAAAAAGCUGGAACGAGUGCUGCAACAGAAGGAGAAAAAAUCAAAGAGAGAAGAGUUACUCAAGUCCCUUGCUGAGGUUCAGGCAUCAAAGGAGGAGAUGGAAUUGCUGAUAUCAACCACCGGCAUGCAGACGAAAGGCGUGAAAAGGAUCGUCGAGGAGACGGAGACGCGGAUGAAGGCGAACGCUAUCGCCGGCAGCAACAAGCGACAAAAGACGAGCCCACCGCCGCCCGACGAACAAGAGAGCAGCUCGUCCGUGAGCUCAUCGGACGAGGACGAGGAAGAUGAUUGGAGGGAAGGCUUGCAGUGUAGGCAACGGACGGACGAAAACACUCGGCGGACGCCUGCGGAGAAGCGGAGGAACGGAGAAGUUUGGGAAGAGUGGAAGGAGAUUGCCACGCUCAGCAGCAAAGAACGCUGUCGUCGCGGGAAGCCAAGCUGAGAUGAAGAACUUGGAGGAGGAGGAGAAAUCGGAAGCGAGGAAAGCCGAGGACAGGAAACCCGCAGUUGGUUCUGCCCGUUGACCGCGAUUGAAACUCCCGAAGUUCAGGCAUCCCGUCUGGCGCUGCCGAUUCUAGCGGAGGAGCAGCAGAUCAUGGAGGCGGUGCACGACAACCCCGUCAUUAUCGUCUGCGGCGAGACGGGUAGCGGGAAGACGACGCAGGUGCCACAGUUCCUGUACGAGGGAGGAUACGCGAGUGGUAAGGGCAUCAUCGGCGUGACGGAGCCGCGCCGCGUUGCCGCCACCAGCAUGUCUCAGCGUGUCGGCAAGGAGAUGAGCAUGAGCAGUCGCGAGGUGUCGUAUCAGAUCCGUUACCAGGGCAACGCGACGGCGGCGACACGGAUCAAGUUCAUGACGGACGGCGUUCUGCUGCGUGAGGCGCAGAGCGACUUCCUGCUCACGCGCUACAGCGUCGUGGUCAUCGACGAGGCCCACGAGAGGAGCAGCUACACAGACAUACUGAUAGGCCUGCUGUCACGCAUCGUACCCCUCAGACACAAGAGGGGAAACCCGCUCAAGCUCAUCAUCAUGUCAGCUACCUUGCGCGUCGAGGACUUCACCGAAAACAAGAGGCUAUUCAAGGUCACGCCACCCGUGAUCAGGGUGGAAUCGCGACAGUACCCGGUGACGAUACAUUUUAAUAAGAGGACGCCCGAUGAUUAUUUAGCCGAGGCUUUCAGAAAGACGUGUAAGAUACACCGGCAGCUACCGGACGGAGGGAUCCUGGUGUUUGUGACGGGGCAGCAGGAGGUACACACGCUGGUUCGUAAGCUACGAGCGACCUUCCCCUUCUCCUCUUCCUCCGCCAGCACACAGAAGAAAGCGGACGUGAAAAAGGCGGACGUCGCAAAACAGAAGAGCAGCAAGCAGAUGACGGCGACAACGACGCAGCCUGACAUGGCGAAACGGUCGCCAGCGCCCCCUGCUGUCCUGCUGCCAGAUAUUAACCUGGACAGUUACUCCAUCUUGCCGCCGGACGAAGAGGAAGCAUACGAACUUGACCGAACGGACGCAGAUUCUGAGAUUGGGGACCUCGAUUCUGACGACGACGACGACGACGCCAAUGCCGGUGCUGCCACCUGCAGGGCGGAUGCUAGCAUGCCGCUCUGGGUGCUGCCUCUCUACUCGCUGCUUAGCCCCAAUAAACAAUCACAGGUGUUCGAACCGCCGCCAGAGGGCGCCAGGCUGGUCGUCGUGUCGACGAACGUCGCGGAGACGUCGCUGACGAUCCCCAACAUCAAGUACGUCGUUGACACGGGCAAGGUCAAGGUCAAACUGUACGACCGCGUGACGGGCGUGUCCUCGUUCAAGGUCGCGUGGACGGCGAAGUCGGCGAGCAACCAGAGGUCGGGUCGAGCCGGGAGAACGUCGCCCGGUCACUGCUACCGGCUCUACUCGUCCGCCAUCUUUAACGACGAGUUUGAGAGAUUCUCGCAGCCGGAGAUCCUCCGGCGACCCGUCGACGACCUUGUGCUGCAGAUGAAGGACAUGAACAUCGACAAGGUCAUGAACUUCCCGUUCCCGACGCCUCCAGCGGAGAAAGCCCUCAAGGUAGCGGAGCGGCACCUCGUAAAUCUCGGCGCGCUCUCGCCUCCGCCGCCGACCGGUCGCCGCAAGGUCGCCCUGCCAAGGUCAUCCGUGUUGUCGUCGUCGGGGAAGAUAACGCCGCUGGGUCGCGCAAUGGCGUGCUUCCCGGUGGCGCCCCGCUACGGCAAGAUGCUCGCGCUUGCGCACCAGCACGCGCUGCUGCCCUACGUCGUCGUCGUCGUCUCCGCGCUCAGCGUGCAGGAGCUGUUCGAGGAAAACUACCGGCCGCCGGCGGACGAUGCGGAGCAGGAAGCGAUGAAGCAGAUGCGCCUGAAGCUCGUUAACCUGCGCAGAGGCUGGGCCGGACAGGGUAACUCGCUGUUGUUAGGCGACCUCAUGGUGUUGCUGAAGGCUGUGGGAGCGUUUGAGUACGGCGGCGGGCAGCAGGAGUUCUGCGCGGCGAACGGACUGCGCUACAAGGCCAUGCUGGAGGUGCGCAAGCUACGCACACAACUCAUCAACGCUGUCAACACGGUGAUACCCGGAGAAGACUUGUAUUUCGACCCGAAGAUGGCGCCACCGUCGGAUCUUCAGGCAAAACUUCUGAGGCAGGUGGCGCUAGCGAGCCUCACCGAUCGCAUCGCCCGCCGGUGGCCAGAUAGCGGAAUAAACGAUCCUGAGGAACGGAAGAGACUGAGAGGAGCUUAUCAGUGUCAGGAGCUUGCGGACCCGGUGUUCAUGCAUCCAUCGGCUGUCCUCUGUCGCAAACUCCCGCCUUCGCAGUACAUCAUCUACCAGGACAUCGUGGAAACGAGCAAGAUGUUCGUUAGAGGCGUGGUAGAGAUAGAGGUAGACUGGAUUCCCCUCUAUGCUCCGUCGCUGUGCACCUUCUCCAAGCCGCAGGAAGAGCCAGCUCCGAGGUUCCGCGAGUCGGAUGGCGUCGUCGUCUGCCACAUGUCUUGCAGCUUCGGUAGAGGCUCCUGGCAGAUUCCAUCGACAGAGCUGCCAUACCCCGUCGGACUGGACCGCUAUCGCUGGUUCGCGCGUUUCCUGCUAGAGGGCGGGGUGUGUCCCAAGCUGCGAAAGUUUGCGGCGGCCAUGUUGACCUUGCCCGCCACGAUGGUGAAGAGCUGGGCGAAACUCCAGCCGAAGACAGAGGUGCUUCUAAAGGCCCUGGUGGCAGAGAGCGUAGACUGCCGCGACAGUCUACACGUAGUCUGGCGCCGCGACACGAAGUUCCUGCUCGCUACGUACUUGGACUGGUUGCCGGAGUCGCUGUCAAACGAAGUGAGGUCCAUCUGGCCUCCGUUGUGACCGGCAGUGUAGAUUAUAGUACGAAUAAGUGCUUGGUAGUGAAAGACGAAGUUAACUUAUCUGCCCGGCACCCGUUGCCGGAAUCAAAAUUGGUCCUAAUAUUAACUUUUUCACAUAGACCUGCAUGACCUCUAUACAAUGUGUACAAGAAACUCGUAACUCUAGGAUGUUUCUGACAACAGGCCCGUUGAUUGAGUGCGUGUCUGUAGUGUUUCGCGUGUGUUGUUACGGAGUAAUAUCAUUUUAAUGUAUUGAUUAGGUACGGCCGGAUGUAUUAAUAGUGGACAAAUAGAUUUUUUCUGUGCAGUACUGCUGUGAGCAUACGUACGGGGUACGUACCAGUUGUAAUACGUGUAAAUAAACUAUAUCUUAUUAUAUUA
Molecule: messenger RNA, 4475 nt
Organism: Priapulus caudatus
Lineage: Eukaryota; Metazoa; Priapulida; Priapulimorpha; Priapulimorphida; Priapulidae
Product: probable ATP-dependent RNA helicase DHX37
Exons: 25
Biological process (GO): maturation of SSU-rRNA from tricistronic rRNA transcript (SSU-rRNA, 5.8S rRNA, LSU-rRNA)
Cellular component (GO): nucleolus; intracellular anatomical structure
Molecular function (GO): RNA binding; ATP binding
Source: RefSeq, a predicted model, not a curated record